CCCUGUUAAAACUUCCGUCUCCCUCUGGACGCCUCGGCUUCCCUCAAACUUUCCAUAAUGUCCAACAACAACGCCAGCACCAACCUGGCCGUCGCUCACAAAGCUGUCAAACAGCUCCGGCUGGAGGCCAGCAUCCGGAGAAUCCACGUGUCUCAAGCAGCCACAGACCUGAAGAACUUCUGCCUACAGAAUGCUCAUAAAGACCCGCUGCUGAUGGGCGUCCCAUCUGGCGACAACCCCUUCCGUCCACCCAAGUCAUGUGGGCUGCUUUAGAGCUGCUGAUGGCCGAAGACCGCUGAAGCUGAUGGUCAUCUGAAAGAACGUCUUGAAACACUAUACACACACACACACACACACACACACACACACACACACUUCACUACAGAGUUGUGAGAAUUAUUUUUGCUGCGUUCGUCUCCUCUUAUGGACUCUCUAUUAUCUGAUAAAGCUGAUCUUACACUGUGCAAUCCACGUUGGUACGAUCCACUUGUAGUUAUUCAUGCACUACAGUACUGUAUUCACAUCGUCUCAAAACUACAUGACCCGUAAAACCAUCCUGAUUUAGUGGUCCAUUUCCUGUUCCUAAAGACAGAAAGGGUUAUAAAUGGUUACAAUCUCUUUUUCUUUGUACUUGCACCCUCAGAGUGUGCUAAGAGUAAAUAUAUAACACUAAAAUUUACUAAAAAAAAGAAACAAGAAGACUGUUACAAAGAACCACACUCCUUCAUUUCAGGCAAAAAAUCUUGAAUUUGAAGUAGAAACCUUGAAUACAAUCGUUCACACUGUUGAUAGACAUGAAGUGGAUCGUUCAAAGCAGGACUGCACUCCUAUUUAAAGUUACCAACUCACUAUGGCCUUCAUUUCCAACAAACCAAAAUGUUUCCCAGCAGUGACUGUUAACCUGUAAGCUUUUAUAUGAAGAAAAAAUGAGAAUCUGUUUUUAAUAGAUAAAUAUUGGAACUUUUUAUAUUAAAUAAAUUCUAACAGUGAGUUGUAGAUGUAAUUUUUAAAAGUAAUCUUUUACUAAUUUAUUAGUGCUGUGAAGCAGAAGCAGGGCUGGGUGAUAUAGCGUCUACGUUCUGUAAUUGCAGUAUGGAAAGCAUUCUAUAUGAGUUUGAAUGGGAAGGGAAAGUGUAGAACUGCGCCAUCUGCUGGUUGCAUUGAAAACAUUUUGAAUUGUUAUUAAUUUUGCAAUAGGGAUAUUUUUGGUUACAGUUUGAAAAUCACUUUUGAGAAAGCCAUUUUGCAACCAUGCAAGCACAGUAGCUGCGAACACAAUAUUAAAAACUCUCAUACACAAUAUGAAGUUAUAUAAUUGUAAAGAUUAAAAAUACAAUUAAACCACAAACCCCAUGGUGCCACUUCAUAGGAUGGAAUGACUGACGGACAGAGUUUGUAGUCCGUUUUGUGGGAAACACUAAUAACUAAGCUACUCAUUUGGAUCAUUCACACAGUGUGAAAUACAACUGAAUGUGGGGGCCAUUUGGCACAUUAUAUCAUACAAUCUGUAAUAUGUAGCACCUCCAGUUUAUUGCUAUCCUACAUUUUGAACGCAACCAGCAGGGCGCGAACUAACCACUUUCCCUCCCUGUAGCUGCAUAAACAUUAAUUUCCAUUGUGAUUCAUAUUCAUUUAUAAACAGUCAUCAUCCUGAAGUAUUAAAGAACUCGCAUUCUAAUGUGUUACUCCAACACAGAUGGGUCUGGUUCAAAUUUAAGUCAUAUAUUAAAGGAAUAGUUCAGUCAAGAAAUGUUUCUAACAGUGAAUAAAAGAAAGUAACCACCAAUGGCAUCACGCUUACUGGUGCUUAGCAGCUUCCAUUCAUUUUUAGCCACAUUAGCAUGCUUGGUCAACCUAUUCUUUUAACAUUAGCCCUAAUAGCGGAGACGGUUUAUGAGGAGCCUGGCCACUUCCUAUUUCCCCUAUUAUAUCAAAAACAUUAUCGCAAAACCCCAGAGGGCGUCCACAAGCGAGUCUGAGUGAAUGGGAGUAAAUGGAGCUCAACAGCUAAAACAAAAAGUUAAAAUAGUUUCACUCACCCAGAACUUUAAUUUUAGAAAGUAAAAGGAUGAAUUUCACUAAAAAAAAGCAAAGAAAACUCACCUGUAUGUUUCGUUUUUUCUACAGCACAUGGUUGUUGGGCAGCAGGACGCUAACAUUACUGCUACUGAGUGCUAAUUGGUUGGCGAGCGAAGCAGCUCAUUGGCUGUUGGCGCUCACAGACGUCAUGAACAUCCAUGAGGCGCCAUUUUAAACUCCAAUAAAUCGCGUUUAAAAGCUCGUAAAAAUAUAAGUGUUAAAAUUUUAUGCUGUUCUGUGUUCAGGAAUUAAUGUAUUCCUUUAAAUUAAAAAUGUUUUAGCAUUUAUAAUCUAUGAUUUUGCUCAAAUGCUCCAUUUUAACCCAUUCAUUUUGGACUCGCUCGGGAGCGCCCUCUAGCGUUUGAGAAACCCGGAAGAUAUUAUAGAGUGGUAACUGUCUUCUCUACAAGAUCUCUGCUAAUAGUGCAUGAAUGUGGCACUUUUGAAGGAAGAUUGCAUACUUACAUAAACCUGCCAUGCGAUGUUCGAGCUGCAGUCAUGAAGACAAAUUUGUUGAUUUUACACACAAUCGUGCCUUUGAUGAACUUUAAGUGAACUUAUACAUACAAAUAUAUAUACAAACGUAGACCUCUUCAGAAACCUGUUGCCUGGCCAAAUAGCUAGCCUGCUACAUUGUGUUUGUUAAGGGGCGCUAACAGUUUGUCAUGCUAUCAUGAUUUCUCCUCCUCGUUGCCCAGCCCUGGUGUGAACGGUUAUUUUUAACUACAUUUUGGUUUUAGAUAUUGUUUGUUACUUUGAAGAAGCCUUUUUUCCCCCCUGUAGUGUCCUGUGUGCAUUAGCUUAGCAGAAAUGCUAAUCUCCUCUAUGGGCUCAGUCUGAAAUGUCUCCAUGCUUCCUAUGUAGUGCACUGCAUAUGCUUGACUUCUGCACCCAAAUAGUGCACUAAAUGUUGGGGAGUCAUCGAAUAACUGAAUGUAAAUGGAUUUCUGAUAGAUAUAUAAUGAACUAUUGAUGAGUAGACGGCAUCUUUUCAUGACCUACAUAGUGCACUACACGUAGAGUAGGAGCCACUUGAGAUUCAGCCUUGUGAGUUCCUCUCGGUCUAUGUACUCAUGUUCUGCGCAGUGUGGAAAGUAAACGCUGAUGUCAGUCAUGUUCAUUAGAACAUGAAAGGUGAACAGUUUUAAUAAACCUGGUAGAUACCACCUGUAUUUAUAUCUUUCUGUUUUGAUUUUGUGUUGGGCUGUUAAAUCUGUGUGCCUUAUAGUGUAACUUCUGAACAGUUCUUGUUUUCUAUCCACUAGUAAAGUAGCCUCCUUUUGACCCUGA
Messenger RNA from Colossoma macropomum (tambaqui), 3369 nucleotides. RefSeq lists its product as uncharacterized. Gene Ontology annotation, molecular function: G-protein beta-subunit binding. Gene Ontology annotation, biological process: G protein-coupled receptor signaling pathway. Bases 58 to 273 code for a protein of 71 amino acids. Lineage: Eukaryota; Metazoa; Chordata; Actinopteri; Characiformes; Serrasalmidae. The transcript is spliced from 3 exons. Gene Ontology annotation, cellular component: heterotrimeric G-protein complex. The record is from RefSeq and is a predicted model, not a curated record.